This is a messenger RNA of Sebastes umbrosus (honeycomb rockfish), 3923 nucleotides long. It is a transcript of the gene rassf10a, whose product is annotated as Ras association domain family member 10a. Lineage: Eukaryota; Metazoa; Chordata; Actinopteri; Perciformes; Sebastidae. Gene Ontology annotation, biological process: signal transduction. The record is from RefSeq and is a predicted model, not a curated record. Bases 465 to 1919 code for a protein of 484 amino acids. The transcript is spliced from 3 exons.
GAGAGAGAGAGAGAGAGAGAGAGAGAGAGAGAGAGAGAGAGAGAGAGAGAGAGAGAGAGAGAGGCGUGUCCCCGGUCCCAGCCAGCCGUACAGCAGCCUCCUGUUUAGUCCCUCACUCCGCAGAGAGCCGCCUGUCCUGACGCAGAGGACAGAGGACGCUCCUCUUGUCUCUGGAGCAGUGCGCGGGGCUGAGAGAGAUCAGUGUGCCGGGGACAGGGAGAGGAUGUCCCGGCAGGCAGCCCGGGGACAGACCUUCAAUGCGUUAGAAGGUUCUUCGGACUGAGCGCGUUAACGUGGGAAGCGGAGGAUCGGUUGCUUCACUCAUGUCUAGCUUCAGUGUGUCUCUCAGUCUAAAGGACUCAUCAGGUCUGCAGUGAACUUCAGAUGAAGUGAGAAAGAUUUAUUUGGUCCUCUUUACUUUCUGAGUUGCCACUAAACUUGAGUUGUUUGUCUGAGAACCGGAGAUGGAGCUGGAGCUGGAGCUGGAGCCGGAGGAGGGGAAGAUCUCCGUGUGGGUCUGCCGGGAGGAGAAGCUGGUCUCCGGGCUGACGAAGCGAACUACCUGCGCCGACGUGGUCAAAGUUCUGCUGGAGGACCAGAACCUGCAGCAGGGCGCCUCGGCGGCGAUGCUGUCCGGCUCCCCGCAGUCCUACUGCGUGGUGGAGAAAUGGAGAGGCUUCGAGAGGAUUUUACCCAACAAGACCAAAGUCCUCCGGCUGUGGAGCGCCUGGGGGGACGAGCAGGACAAUGUCCGCUUCGUCCUGGUGAAGAACGAAGCUUCGCUGCCCAACAACGGGCCCCGCAGCGCCGAGGCCCGGGUGGUCCAGAGCCGGGAGAGCGGCGGUCCGGGCGGGGGGCUGAAGGGCACCGCCAGGACCUGCUGGACCGCCGCGGCCGCUGCCGCUAAUCUGUCCCAGGACAAACAGAGGCGCAUCGUCAGGAAGGCUUUCAGGAAGCUGGAUAAGAUGAACAAAAAGAAAGAGCAGGCUGUUUGUAAAGAUAAGGGCUCCGUGGAGAAGAUGGAGACGCUGGUCCACCUGGUGAUCUCCCAGGACCACACCAUCCGCCAGCAGAUCCACCGGAUCAAGGAGCUGGACCGGGAGAUCGAGCGCUACGAGGCCAAAGUGCACUUGGACCGCAUCAAGAGACACGGGGUGAACUAUGUGCAGGACACAUACAUGGUGGACUCGUCCUCGGAGGCUCCUUCAGACUGGAAGCGCAAAGCAGAGCGCCAGGACGCGCGCUGCACAGCGGAGGCGGUGGCGCAGUUCGAGGAGUACGCGCGCCGGUGCGAGGAGGUGGUACGGCUGCAGGAGGAGCUGACGGAGCGCGAGGCGCUCGUGGAGAGCAUCACCGAGGAGAUCCAGGAGGAGCUCAACCGGCGGUGGAUGAAGCGGCGGCGGGACGAGAGAGGAGCGGAAGCGGAAGCGGCGACGGACACAGACAGCGUCGCGGAGGAGAUGUGCCUGACAGCGUCUGGUGCUCCAGCUGUGGAAGCAGAUGUGGAAAGUUUGUCUGAGAAGGAGUUCGCGCUGGAGGAGGAGAGGAUCAAAACGCAGCUGGACACCAGUCUGUACAUCGGCCUGCGGCUGAAGACGGACAUGGACGCCCUCAGGGGGGACUUGGACCUGAGUUUGGCGCUCUGGGAGACCAGGGAGAGUGAACUUCUGGACCUACUGGCCAAAGUCGAGACCAUGGAGAUAGAGCAGGUGAACGCCACACUGACUGAUGAUGGUAAGGCAGAGCUAGGUGCAGGGAGCGCUGAGGCUGAGCCGGCCUCGGCAGAGAAGAGUAGUGUCUGGGUGGAGCAGGCCAGAGGUCUGUCCAAGGCCUGCAAUACAAAUGAUGAGGACUCGGACACAGGCCUGAGCUCCAUGCACAGCCAGGACUCUGACAACCCACCUGUUAGUUACUUAUGAUGACAUGGUACAGGAGAAAGUCUUCAGCUCUGGUAAACUCUGAUAAACUAAGCACCGGUGGUCUGUAGUCAUGGUAACACAGAGACAGCUACUACUGUAAUUAAUAUACCAUUACUCUGAUCUUCCAUACAUUUAUCAGGUGUCUUUUACCAGAAAUAAUGAACUGACUACUGUUUCACAUCUUCUAUUUUCCACCCUGAUGGUCGCUGUGGUUACACACCGUCUCAUAGCGAUAGCAUGUAGCUAAUCCGUUAACAUGUAGCUACAUGCUAACGGGUCUGCUCACAGCUAUCUGCUCUCAGCUGUCUGCUCACAGCUAUCUGCUCUCAGCUGUCUGCUCUCCUCUAGGAUGAUUCUGUCGGUCAUUUCUCACAGAUGGAUCUGUAAAGACAGACGUAAAACAGAGUGUAUGUUUACAGUUUACAGAGUUGAUGCAGAAGGUAAACACUGAGCUAACUAACAGAGAUAUAAAUAGUAUUAUUUACCUGAGAGAAACCGUCAGGAAAACCUGGAGUCUGGACCGCAGAUGUUCAUCAUUUGUCGCCGAUUUCUGAUCAGAUUCUUCCGGUAACGGGCGCUGGGUGAAGUUUCUGGUUUAUAAACUUUAUAAGCUCUAUUCUAGCUGCUCUUUCUCUGUGGGCCAAAGCUGCUCCGUCCUCAACACAGUGUUGAGGACGUUUGAUUGACAGAAACGCUGAACAAUCAGAGCAGAGUGGGAGGAGACAGGCUGUAAAUCAGGAUCUCUCAGACAGAGGCUAAAUGCAGGCUGAGUAAACAUGUUCUAGUGCAACAUUAAAAUACAUCUAUGAACCUGGAAAUGAGCAUAAUAUGAGACCUUUAAGACAUCAUCAAAUUUGAGAUUUAAAGUAAACGGGUAAAACGAGAACGAUAAAGCAGUGCAUUCAUUUGCCGCCAUGUGUGUGUAUGUGUGUGUGUGUGUGUGCAUUGCCAACCCUCAAGGACAGCUGUCGGUCACACAGCUGGUGACAGAUUAUUUUUUGUUGUUGGAUAUUUAAAAACACCUUCAUCUUCAUCCACAGUUCAAAUGCAACCAUAGAGGAGGGCCUUUAAAAUGAUUUAUUAUGACCAUAUCAGGCAGAAGAGGAGAUAUUCUGUUUAUUUUUCGAUAGCCCGCUUGACAGUAUGUGUUAUGUGUUUCAGCAGCGAUCAGCCACUGUGAUAAGAGAGAGUGAAACCCACACCUGACCUUCCUGCUGUGUCCUUAAAUGGCCUCUAUCAUCUUAAAGGAGUACACCCAGGAUUUGGGGGAUCGUCUUGUUGGUCAACUACUUUUAGUGGACAACAAAAUCAGCUUUCCUCAGUAGAUCAUUUGAUCCACUCUAUAGAAGUCCAAGACUGACAAUAUAGGGAAAAUAGAACUGAAAUAAUUCAUAUAUGUCAUCGACAACACUUUUUUCGUUCCAUCAUGGGAAUUUUUGAGGUUACCAUAAAGUGCAUACAUUUCACACCCAGAAUUCAGAUCCUCAAAGAAAAUGGCGUAUAUCGCACUACUUAGUAAAUUGGGAGUGACUUUGGACACAACCUAAGAACUACAGUCAUGCUGGCAGCUUUGUGAUGUCGUAACUGCUCAUUGCUGCCCAGUCGCACAGCAGUUUGUGAAAUAGUCACGAAAUUUUGUGUAUUGAUUUGUGUACAUAGACACAAAUUUCAAAUUUUUUUCGUGAUGGUCCGCACAAAAUCAAUUUGUAUAUAAUCCACGUAAUUGUGAAGCAGGAAACAUAAAUCGGGAGGAGGUCAGGAUGGACGGGUGGGUAAAAAAACACAGGACUUUCACUCAGAAGACAGGUGUUCGUUUCCCGUGUGAAACUAGAAGUCAAAGUUGAUUUAUUUGUCACGUACCUUCCGUACUUAAUUUACAGCACUUCUUCUUUAUUUUAACCCAAACCACCAUCUUCUCCUAAAGCUAUCCAAGUCGUUUUUGUCACAUAACUUCCAUACUUAAGUUACAGCACUUGCAGUGUUAUUUAACCCCAAACUGUGAUC